AACUCUUGAAAAUUAGAGCGUAGACCGAAAAGUCCUGUUUGAUUCUUAAGGAAUUCUCGCUUCAAAAUGGCGUCCUGCAAAAGGCUGAAUAGAAAUCAUAACAUAAGAAUUAGAUGGUCUCUUGUGAACAUAGUGACAACAGCUAUGUGUCUGGAAGCACGGCCAUAGAUCCCAGUAGCUGUAUUUGACAAGAGGUUACGGUAGGAUCAGUAGCGUGGAUGUUGUGUGCAGUCCAUUCAUCUCACCAGUGUGCAAUACGAAAUACCCAUUGCAAUACGCAACACAAGACAUAAGUUUUUCUUCAUAUAAUCUCAAGCAGCCAAUGAGAACUUUCUGCUGUGUCUCUUCAUCUCUGAAGAAAGAAAAGUGUUGCCUUUUCAUGUGGUUUUACUGUGUAUAAUUGUGCUAGAUAAUGAGACAGAGAAAAUUAUAUUUUUGAAAAGUGAUAAAUUAUAUUGAAAUCAGCCAAAGUUAUUAUAUCCAGGAAUAGUAUAUAUAUAUAUAUACAUAUACAUAUACUGUAUAUACAUAUAUUCUAUCCAAGAAUGUGCCAGUGACAGAAAAAUUCUAUUGCAUUCUGUGCUGUGCUCAUCUGAGUACACUCUGAAGAUCUCCCAGUAAAUAUAAGGUUAAAUUGGCCAUGGUUAAACUGUGGUAGAUCUUCAUGGCCCGAUGGCCCCCCAGAUGCCUCAUGCGGGUACCAUGAGCACCAACACAAUAGGCCGGUCUGCUCGAGCUAAUUAUAAUAAGGAGGCUUUACAUCAGAUACGAGCAUCUUUGCUGCCCUAUGCUGCGGGCAGCAUCCCUCGGGAGAGGCUUAGCCCCAUUAGCCCGGGUGCUCAAUGCCAGGGCUCCUUCAACCUGGGCCCCUCCGAGGAAGAUAUUCAGAGGGCCUACAAUGGAUACCCCCCUAAGCCUGCUCCUCAGGUUGAAGGCAGCAAGAUCAUACGCAAGUCCAGCUUUGACCGGGAGCUGAAUAUACAUAGAGGUAGUCCUGCACUUGAGAGCAGCAAUGCUAGCACACGCUCAGAUAGUCCAGGUAUUGGGGGACAAAUAUACUAUGCCAAUAGUAUGCCUGUCAGACAAUAUGCAGAGUGCCCUCAACCUAGAUUUGGGAGUGGAGAACCUUUAGUUGGGGAUAUAAACCAUCCUGCUGUCUCACGACAGUACAGUAGUUCAUAUCCUAUAGCACCAGAGGCACCCCCUCCACCCCCACCAAGAAGUUUGGGUGCAGCAGCUCCACCUCCAACCCCGCCACGAGGCACUACCCCACCACCACCACCAUAUCCCUGUGCCACGAGCUGUGCUCCCACCAUAGUAACCACUAUUGGACAGAGACCUAUGUUACUUUCAAGACUCUCUCCAGGUCCUAGCAAGAAUAAGUCUCAAGCAAAUUAUGUAAAUAUCAAUAAUGUGUCACAAAGCUCAACCUCUCAAAGGGGUACUAGUCCUGUUUCGUUUGGUGGGCGACAGCCAGUUGUGAUGCAGAGUAAUGCUCAGGUGCAACAACAGCUUACUCAUCAAAUGCAGGCCCUUAAUAUAAACAAUGGUAACAACUAUGGAAACCAGUUGGACCGCCCACCUCCAUACCCAGUAGGAUCAGCCUUAAAACAUGUUGGUGCAGUCAAGUUGGCAGCACCCCCACCUUCAUAUAAUGCUACCAUGCAGAACAGACAAAGUCCCACCCAAGACUGUAGAAAAAGUCCUCCGCAGCUAACUUUCCAAGGACAGAACCCCAUCAUGACCCCUCAUCCAGUCUCACCAUCGUCACUCUCCCCACCUUCAUCCAUGUCUCCUGUUUCACUUCCACGUGGAGGCCAGACUGCUCGUCAAGCCAAAACUCCAACUCCCAUCAUCAUGCAGUCCGUUAAAAGUACCCAGGUGCAAAAACCCAUUCUUCAAACAGCUGCAGCCCCUACGUCCCCACCUGUGUCAGCGCCGCCGCCUUCUUAUGCCACUUCAAUCCAACAGAAACAGGCUCAAGCUGCUGCUGUUGCCCAGGAUGUGCCUAGUAUAGCUCUAGCACAAAUGAUGUCCCAGGAUAGUGGUGGGUCAUCCUCUCCUGGGCUUUCCUCAUGCAAUUAUCAACUAGCAGUAACGUGCAAUAGUGGAGUAGUGCCAACUACUGAUCCUCCAAGUUAUCACUCAACAAUACAGGCGAUGGCAGCAGCAGCUCGAGGCUACAGCCCUGGUUAUUUAUCUCAACCUGUAGCUAGUAUACCUGUUCAGGAAACUCCAGUGCAAGAACUAGAUUUGUCUUCCACUCCUUUGGCUCACAUACCAAUCACCCAAGUUAGUACAGUUGAUUCCAUUAUUACAACGCAGCCAGCAUGUGGAGUGGAAACAGUCAGUAGCUGUUAUGAGCCUCAGUUAACACAGAACAUUAGUCAUCCAACACUGCAAAGAAAAUUCUCUCCGGUAAUGGCAGACACUGCCUCUAUAGCAUCUCGAUCUGAAAGUCCUGUUUCUUCCGUCAAUUCCCAUGACACACAUGCUUUAUCUCAGUCCCCUGUUUCGUGCCUUUCUACUGCAACUUCAUCUCCAUCCACACAAUCAGAUCUAACGUUAGAGUCCGGUUACUCUUCUGGCCAGUCAUGUCGAGGUAUGCCUCCACCACCACCUCCGACAGUACAGAAGACUACUCAUCACUCACCCAUACCCGAACGAAAGAAAUUAAGUACAGAAAUGGAGCUCCAGAGAUGUGAAUCCAAGGUCCAGAAUUUGUCUCCUCAGGCCUUUAAAUUUUACAUGGAACAGCACAUUGAAAAUAUUAUUAAGUCAUGUGAAGAAAGAGAGAACCGAAGAAUGCAGCUAGAGAAAGAGAUGAAGAAGAUCGGUUUAUCAGACAAGGAUCAGUCACAAAUGCGGAAAAUGCUCUCACAAAAAGAAUCUAAUUUUAUUAGACUGAAAAGAGCAAAAAUGGACAAACAGCUUUUCCGCAAAGUAAAAACAAUAGGUGUAGGAGCAUUUGGGGAGGUUGCCUUGGUAUGUAAAAUUGACACCCACCGACUAUAUGCCAUGAAGACCCUGCGUAAAGCUGAUGUCCUCAAGCGUAACCAGGUAGCUCACGUAAAGGCAGAGAGGGAUAUUUUGGCGGAAGCAGAUAAUGAAUGGGUUGUCAAGCUGUAUUAUUCAUUUCAGGAUAAAGAUAAUCUUUACUUUGUCAUGGACUACAUCCCAGGUGGUGAUCUCAUGUCUCUUCUAAUAAAAUUUGGCAUUUUUAAAGAAGAAUUAGCAAGAUUCUACAUUGGGGAACUGGUGUGUGCAAUAGAGAGUGUACACAAGAUGGGUUUUAUUCAUCGUGACAUCAAGCCAGACAACAUCCUCAUAGACAGAGACGGACACAUAAAACUCACAGACUUUGGUCUCUGCACUGGCUUCAGGUGGACCCACAAUUCCAAAUAUUACCAGAGAGUUGGUGACCAUAAUAGGCAAGACUCUAUCGAUCCUUGUGGAGAUAAUGACCUUGUCUGCCACUGCAACGACCUCAAACCCUUAGAGAGAAGACGUAGAAGACAGCAUUUACGAUGCCUGGCACAUUCUCUGGUCGGCACUCCAAACUACAUCGCACCAGAGGUGUUGUCACGUACAGGUUACACCCAGCUCUGUGAUUGGUGGAGUGUGGGAGUGAUCCUUUAUGAGAUGUUGGUUGGUCAGCCACCAUUCCUUGCUAACACACCACCAGAAACACAAUAUAAGGUUAUCAACUGGGAGACAACUCUUCGGAUACCCAAACAAGCCAAAUUAUCGCCAGAAGCAAAGGAUUUGAUCCUUAAUUUGUGCACACACCCAGAACAACGCCUAGGACGCAAUGGUGCUCAGGAGGUCAAGAGUCACCCUUUCCUGGAAUCACUAGACUUUGAGGGAGGAUUGCGGAAACAACAAGCACUCUAUUUGCCCAAGAUCAAACACCCAACAGAUACCUCAAACUUUGAUCCCAUUGAUCCGGACAAGCUGCGACCAAGUGAACCUAAUGAGAGUGACCUAGAGUGGGUUAACAACAGCAACCAGCCACUCCAUGCUUUCUUUGAGUUCACAUUUAGAAGAUUCUUUGACAGCACGCCGGGAGGCAGUGGGAAUGAUGAAAAAGAUAGUCAACACCCAGUCUAUGUAUAAUUGGGUCUUUACAGGCAGCUCUAGAUGUGAUAGGAUCUGACAUUUUGUCUUUUAUUCUUUAUGAAAGUAAUUUUUCUGGUCAUGGAAAAGGAGAAUCUUUUAGAAACUUUAUAUGAGGAUCAAAAUAUCUGAUCAUAUCACAGUAACUGUGAUGGUGGGAGGUAGUGGUAGCACGCAUUGUCACGGCAGGCCAAGUUCAGCAGCAUAUUAAUAUUAGCUUGCUUGACAUAGGAGCAACUGUGUUUUACCUCAAUCUACCACUAGCUCUUUGAAUUUUAGGAAAAUUUUUGGCAGAAAGGAGUAGCAAUCUCGUGUUGUUAAACCCAGUGCUGGGAAAAGCAAGCUGUGAUUUUGUAUAUUUUCGAGUGUUAGAUAUGGUGAUAUAUUUGAAAAGCAGGGUAUGUAUGAUAUGGGAUUUGAUGAACCAAAGACACACCAAGAAACAGAUUGAAUUUCAGCUAAUAGGGACACAUUCCCAGUAUCUUCCCCAGAAUGCUUUUAAAUAAUAGUGAAUAAUUUGGUGCCUUCUGUAGUGUUUUAUUGCUUAAUAUAUUGGUGAAUCAUAUGAUGCUUAUAUCAGGGUUUAGAGUCAGCCAUAUUCUUCUUCUUAUUGUACAACGAUAGGAAGUAAAGAGUUUGGAUGUGUCUAAUAUUUUCUCUGUCAAGGUAUUGCUCUCACUUGUCUUAUUACUACAAGACCAAAGUCACAAAGUCCCAAUUAGCAAUGGUUUAAUUUGUUUUAUACUGUAAUGCACUUUACAGUGAAAUAUGAAAUACUCGUAUGUUUGUCAUAGACAAUUGUACAUAUAUUUUUAUAUUGUAUGCUAAGGUCUUGAGUGGAUGAACGAUGUUUUUCAUCUUAACAGAAUGAGUGUUAGGGCCCUUGGAACACAUUUAAUUAAGGAAUCACCUUUUCCACCUAGCAAACAAUCAUUGUCUUCCCAUCUGGGAUAGGGUCUUUCCUCAAGUGUCUUCGAUAUAUGGUAAUUUUGCUACCAUAAUAUUUGUAAAUUAUGUAUAGCCUUAUCUUAUAUGUUGUAAAUGGCUGUAUUGUUUUAUGUAAAUAAUAUUGCAGAUAAA
Molecule: messenger RNA, 5196 nt
Organism: Homarus americanus (American lobster)
Lineage: Eukaryota; Metazoa; Arthropoda; Malacostraca; Decapoda; Nephropidae
Gene: wts
Product: serine/threonine-protein kinase Warts-like
Exons: 9
Coding region: 673-4116 (1147 amino acids)
Biological process (GO): regulation of organ growth; G1/S transition of mitotic cell cycle; peptidyl-serine phosphorylation
Molecular function (GO): ATP binding; protein serine/threonine kinase activity
Source: RefSeq, a predicted model, not a curated record